Pyrus x bretschneideri (Chinese white pear) is the source of this 1954-nucleotide messenger RNA. RefSeq lists its product as uncharacterized. The record is from RefSeq and is a predicted model, not a curated record. The coding region runs from base 17 to 1165 and encodes 382 amino acids. NCBI's taxonomy places the organism in Eukaryota, Viridiplantae, Streptophyta, Magnoliopsida, Rosales, Rosaceae. The transcript has 5 exons.
GGUUGAUGGAGUUCACAUGAUAUUUUUCCCAAAACAUAAUCCUGAUGCUUUAAUGAGUGCUUUCUCACUUAUGAUUUCAAAUGGGAAACUUUCUAAAUUUGCUCGAACGGUUGCCUCUUCGGGAAGGCUGCUUGCUACGAACUUGCUGGCAUCAGAAUGCAUAACCGGUUAUGCAAGGCUUUUGGAGAAUGUGCUAAAUUUUCCAUCAGAAGCUCUGCUGCCAGGGCCAAUCUCUCAGCUUCAACAGGGUACAUGGGAGUGGAAUUUGUUAGGGAAUGAAAUCGAUUACAGAACAGGAAAUGUUAUGGACAUUGAUGAGCAGUCAUCCUGGAAAAACACUAGUGUUGUUAAUGCCCUAGAAGAAGACUUGUUGGGUUUUGGUUACUCACCAAACAUCUCUGAAAAUGUAACUUGGGAUUCGGCAUUAGAUAUUCCAACUCAAUUAGAUUGGGAUCUCUUCAAGGAAAUUGUAAGCUCGGAAGAAUAUGAGACAUUAGAAAUGGAGGAGCUAUCAGAAAGAAUGCAGAAAGAUCCUGGUUUAUGGGAUGACAUAUAUCGUAAUGCUCGAAAAGCUGAAAAGCUUAGAUUUGAAGCAAAUGAGAGGGAUGAGGGUGAACUUGAGAGGACAGGCCAGACAGUAUGCAUUUAUGAGAUAUACAGUGGGUCUGGGACCUGGCCGUUCUUGCACCAUGGCUCUCUGUACCGUGGAUUAAGCCUUUCAAAAAGAACACAGAGGUCAACAUCAGAUGAUGUGGAUGCUGUUGACCGGCUUCCCGUAUUGAAUGAAACUUACUAUCGCAAUAUUCUCUGUGAGAUUUGUGGAAUGUUCGCUAUUGCAAACAAGGUGGAUAGCGUUCAUAAGCGACCUUGGAUUGGGUUUCAAUCUUGGCGUGCUGCUGGUAGUAAGGUUGCUUUGUCCAAGAAAGCUGAAAGGGUUUUGGAAGAAGCAAUACAAGACAACACAAAAGGUGAUGUGAUAUACUUUUGGGGACGCUUGAACAUGAAUGGUGGAGUGACAGGAAGUAAAGAUGCACUCACGUUUUGGUCUGCAUGCGACAUCUUAAAUGAGGGACACUGCAGAGAUACCUCCUUGAAUGAGGAAUUCUUUGGUGAGGCAGCUGUAUGCAACCACUCUCUCACAGUGGGUGGGACAGUGGCCGCAUAGGGCUGUCCGGUACAAGAAUUUGUCCUUUUAAACAAGUGAGUUUUAACGAAAAGCCCAUGGUACUGUUCACUUUAACGAAAAACCACAUUUUUACACUAAAAAGUCGAACCUGGUACUAUUCACUUUACUCUUUAUUUUGUCCUUAUCAUUAAAACUCAAAGUUUUCAAGCCUUUUUCAUUAGUUUUCCUUUUAAACAAUGGAUGUUGGUAUUAUGAGAGUGAGGUUCCCUAUUGUCAUCCAAUGCCAAUGGUACACUUAGAGCCAAAAUCCAUGGAAUAAUGAGUCCAGUUGCGUUACUCUAUACGGUAAAUUUUGGGUAUACAGUACACUCCAACCACAACUUACCUUUGAUGCUAGCUCAGUGGGUCUGGCUGAGGCACAUUGGUUUCUCCCGUGUGGUCUUAAGCUCUAAAACCCCAAGAUACCAAUCUAGCAAUUGCUAGUGUGUCCUGCCCUAAAAAAUUGUCAGGUUCGGUGGUGGACCUCAGUUUGGAAGCUGUGUGAACGAAGCUGACAGGAAUCAUGGAUUACAAAAGUUAAUUUUCUUUAUCUGCCGACUACUCUCUAAUAUUGUCAAGCACAAAAAUAGAAAUACGAAGGUGUAGAGAUUUUGUUUUUCAUGAACCCAAAUGAUGGGGGCAUUGUCAAUCUCAAAAUGUGUGCAUGGCUGCAUGUGCAAAACGUUAAUUCAUAUAGAUAUUCACACAGAUUUAUGAGGCAUUUAGGUUUCUUAUAUCCAUAAAGCAAAUGCCAAUGAGUUCAUUAAUUCAUCAGAGUAUGAUUUUUUU